AUGGAAUUGUCUGCAUUGCCCCUACUGGCGGCCGUAAUUGCUAUCGUCUAUGGCGUGCUUUACGUUGUGUACGGCUACAUCAAAGUCCUCUACCUGAGGCGUCGCAUGCCUCCCGGACCCUUUCCGUUUCCGGUGUUUGGCAAUAUCUUCCAAAUCGUUCCUAUUAGGCACUGGAUGCAAUUUGAGAACUGGUCUCAUACCUACAACAGUCCGAUCAUCACCGUUUGGGAGGGUCGCAAGCCAACUCUGUGCGACAAGCGGGCCAACCUCUAUUCCUCCAGAGCCAUCAAAAAUGUUUCUGGCAAGAUUUUUGGCCUGCACAAGUUAAACCAGGCAGGCCUUCCGUACGGAGAGCAGUGGAAAGUGUAUCGUCGCUUGACGCAUGCUGCCGCCAACGCUCAGGUUGUCCAGACCUACCGCCCCGUGCAAAAAUGGGAAGCCAAAAUCCUCCCGUACGAUUGUAUGCGUAAUCCUGAGAUGUUGCACGAGAGUUUUUUUGGAAGCGCUAAUCUCGGGUUCCCUGGAAAAACAUACACCGAAGCUAUCCCAGAACUGAUGUAUCUUCCGUCGUGGCUCAACCCUCUGCCCAGCAUUGUCAGGGGCCUUGCUGUCACGUCCAAUAAGUACUUAUAUGCUCUGUGCGUUGAGGCGCAGGAGAGCACCCAAGACAACUUUACCAAGCGGCUUCUGCGCGAGAAAAAAGAGCAGGGCCUUACCAAGAUCGAGAUUGCCAACCUGACCGGCAACUUUAUCGGAGGCGGCGUUGAUACAACCACUAGUACCAUCCUGAGCUUCAUUUUAGCCAUGGUUCUGCACCCGGACACUAAAAAGAGGGCGCAGAAGGAAACCGACGCCGUGCGAUUCUGGCCGGAUCGCUUCCUUGACGACUUCGAUAAGCCACCAUACCCCAAUAAAAGAGGCCACCACACAUUUGGCUGUGGCCGACGAGUGUGUAGCGGCGAGCCGUUGGUGCACCAGAGCAUGUACAUCAUUACUGUCAACUUCCUCUGGGCCUUCAACAUCCGACCUGGGUUGGACGACAAGACACGGUCAGACUCUGAAGCCUAUGGCGUGUCCCAGGUUAGCAGUCCGCUCCCGUUCCGAGUCAGGCUUGAGCCGAGGAGCGAGGCCAUUCGGGAUAUGUUGGGUGAAACGGCUGUGGCUGGUGCUUCGGGUCUCCAAGCAUAUGACGGAGAGACGCAUGUUACAUUUGAGAGUGCUCAAUCGGUUUCUUUUGACAUGCCAGUUGCACCAGCCGAAGCUUGAAUGCAUGUUGGAGUUUUGCAGCUAAGUUUGUGGGACUGGGAUGGGCAUUAUUCUCAUGCAUUAGACAUAUCUACUGAAGCUCCUCAUUCUUCAUCGUGAUUGAGGAGUGUAGCUACGACUCAAGAUUAAGUUAUUC
Molecule: messenger RNA, 1402 nt
Organism: Ilyonectria robusta
Lineage: Eukaryota; Fungi; Ascomycota; Sordariomycetes; Hypocreales; Nectriaceae
Product: cytochrome P450
Exons: 6
Coding region: 1-1266 (421 amino acids)
Molecular function (GO): monooxygenase activity; heme binding; iron ion binding
Source: RefSeq, a predicted model, not a curated record